AUGCCCAUGCAGGAGGUUGAGUCGGCGUUAGCAACACUUCGGGGGAACUCUUGGAUCUCGGGUGCCAAGGAGCACGUACCAAGACCCGCUCAGUGUUUUCAAUGUGUGAAAAUUUUUCAUGAAGUUCAAUCGCAGCUCCUGAGCCCAACGGGUGAGGAGUAUGCAAUUGUGCUCGACUGCACGGGGCGCCAGUCCCGCUGGCUGGAGGCUCGACCCACAGAAGCUGAGGGCCAAGAGAACCCAGAGAACCCAGAGGAUGAAGGUGAAGUCUCUGAGGCCUUCGAGCUGUGGCACGAGAUGCGGUCGCCGGCCGAGAUGAGGUUAGCGACAGGCGUUGAUCUUGUCUCCGUAAAUGUUCUGACCUCUCUGAUCCACGACGACGCCUCGGGUGUGGGUACGCCUGACGUCAGAUGGGGCCAGCCGUGGGUUGAAUGCGCCGAAGAGACAGUUGGCUUCCUGCAGGUGAUACAAGAUCUUCCCAAGCUGUUGAACCCAUCACAGCUCGAUAGGCGCGGCACCGCAGUGUUGCACAGGCUUCUGUACGAAGUCAACCACUACCUCGUCGAUGGAGCCAUUCACCAGUCGCAGGAGAACUAUGCUCAAUAUCAUCGCGAGAUCUUCGACAAGGAAGGGAACUUUCUGGAAGACAAGUGGAAGGUGUGGACUGGCCCCUACAUGGAGCUUUGCAACAUGCCGGUGACGCGUGCGCGAUUCGCGACUGCCAUCACCUUCCUCUGGUGUGCAAGGAUGGUAAGCGAAAUUCACGACAGCAUCAAGCUCACGAGGACACUGUGUGCCCUCGAGACUCUGCCUGCCGGCGAGUCUCCAGCAGCAGGAAUGAAGCUUGAAAGGAAUGACAUGGAGGAGAUCGAGACCAUCAAGGUGCACUCUGUGGGCCAUGCGAUUCGACUGAACCUCCUGAUUACUGUCACGCUGCCGAAAGUGCUCGUGGCAAUGGCGUUACUUUACUGUGGCAUGCGCUUUCUGGUUGCGACUCAGUCCAUGGCAGACGUCAUCUUGAAUGCCCUUGCCCUGGAAGCUAUCAUCUCCAUCGACAACUUGAUGUACGAAGCAUUCACGCCCGCUUCAACCAGGCGACACGUUGAGCAGACGGUCUUGGCCUUCCUUGCAAAGGACAAGGAUGAGUCGCCCGCAGAGAGAGAGAACAAGAACUUCCGCACGAUCAUGACCUACUGGCUGAUCUUGCUGUCGGUUGCCGUCUUCGCUUAUGUCUACACAAGCGAGAUCCAGCAAGUUCUGCCCAAUUUUCCCCACGAUCUGCGGCCUCAUUGUGAUACCUGGUUCGAGAAGAUGUUCAAUCCCCCUUGCCCGCAAGCUGGAGCCUUUCGCGUCAGUGAGCACUCUGAAUCUUACAUACCCGUGCCAAUGGGUUCAUCAAAUUCAAGCAGGCUGCGGAGUGUGCGCGCCGACCUCGUGGCCUGGAACUCGGCAGCGCAGGUCGCUGCGAGAGUCAGGUGGCCGGAGGCGCUGGCAAUGCUCCUCUGCCAAGCUCCUGCUGCUGGCUUGCAGCUCAGCGACGUCUCGUGGAGCCUUGCUGCCAGUGCUGCGCAGCGUUGGGAGCACGCACUGCAGCUGGUGCCGGAAAUCCCACUCCACGGUCCCCUCCGCAAUGUAGCCAUCGCCGCGCUGGCAGAAGGGCAACAGUGGGAAGCUGCGCUGGCGCUCCUUGGCGACAGCCCCGAUGUGGUCGCCCUGAGCAGUUGCAUGGCAGCUUUGCAAGGCAGCCCCGAGGCGUGGCAGAAGGCAGUGGCCUUGCUCCAGCGCUGUGGCAGCCUUGCUGAUGUCGUUGCUUAUGGAGCCUGUAUGAGCGCUUGCGGUCAGGAGCUGCAGUGGCAGCUGGCUCUACACUUGCACCAGGAGAUGAAGCUUCUGGCGCUCCAGCCCAACGCCGUGACCUGGAGCUGCCUUUCUUCGGCAUUUGCUGCGGCGCAGGCGUGGCCGUGGGCCCUUUCAACAGUCAGCGAGCUGGGGCAUCACGGUCAGGAUCUGCAACCGGCAACAACGAGUGCAGCUGCGGCAGCGUAUGCAGCGCGCAGGCGGUGGAGACCCGCGAUGCAGCUACUGCAGGAUUUGGUGGUGGCAUCUUCGCAGCUGCACAUCGUGGCGUGCAACAGCCUCUUAGCGGCCCUUCUGCGCGGGGGCGCGGUGGUCCGGGCUCUAGCGCUGGCCGAGGAGUUCCGCGCCAGAAGGUUGCAACCAACGAUGGCCACAUAUGAUGUUGAACUUGCAGCUUGCGCAGCCCGCGGUGGCCCUGCACUCCACCACACGGCGAAGCUUUUGGACGACAUUGCGCUGGCGGCACCGGGCCUUUGCAUGUGA
Symbiodinium natans is the source of this 2340-nucleotide messenger RNA. NCBI's taxonomy places the organism in Eukaryota, Dinophyceae, Suessiales, Symbiodiniaceae. The record is from the annotation of a GenBank genome assembly.